AUGUCGGCAAACAGUGAAGAGGUUUUUGAGCGGGAUGAAGACAUGUCGUCCUGGAGUUCGGCGUUCGCGCCGGUCAGUAAACCAGCAGAUUCUCCGAAGAGCAAGCGCAAGAAGCAUAAGAAGCGGAAGAAGGUGAAGAAGAGACACUCCACGACACAGGAGCGCAGGCGAUGUGACAAAGAAGAGACCAAGAAGCGAAAGAAGAAAGAGAGGAAGUCGGCAUCAGUCCCGGAAGAUGCCGACAAUCGGGCAGAGCAGUUGCCCUCCUCCAGCUACACCGCCCGAGACCCUCAGGAGCAGGAGGGUUCAGCCCACGAAGGGCUUCCCGCCAACUUGGGCAGGUGGGUCUUCCAUGCCUCUUGGGAACCGACAGAAGAAGGAGACCAGCCGGAAGCGCCUCCCAAACGCAGUCCGGGGAGAGCAGCUGCGAAGAUGCUGGUUCGCGCCGGCCUUCGCUGUAAAUGUCAUUUCGCUCUCGACUGCCAAUGCAGUGACGUGCAGGGCUGGGAGAGUUUCCUGCGUGAGCAAGACGCACCCUCGCAGAAGCCUAUGAUGUUUAUGCUACUCGAGCCGGCUCAAGAGCUUUCAGUUUUCACCUUCGUUUCACCCUCCGUCUCACAAUGGUGUCGCAGAGACGACUCCGACUCCUCUGACAGUGAGGAGAUGAUUCCGACGAUCUACGGGCUCAUGCCCAUGAGGCGAAAAGCUAAGAAGAACCGCAAGCACAAGAAGAGCAAAGAGUCCAAAAGAGACCGACGCACCAAGAAGAAGGCGUCGAAGAAGCGCGCACCCAAGGCAAAGAAGAGCUCGUACAGCUCUGAUUCCUCCUCGUCCUCGUCUUCGCCGGAACGCCGCCGCCACAAGCGCAAGGAGCGUGCGGAAGCCGCUCCCUCGAGCCACAAGGGGGAGUCUUACCACACACCGUCCUUUACGAAGGACCAUUCCUUUGGAAGUGGCAAAUGGGGCGGACAGAGCUCCGGGUGGAAGCAGCCAGGCUGGCACUCGAACAAACAAUGGCAAGCCAAGUCUUGGCAGCCCAGAGGCUCCGGCAAGCCCUGGAACACUUGGACGGCGCAUGAGAAGGGUUACCAGUGGAAGCUCCCCGAACAGGAAGAAGAUGCCGAAGAUAGGGAGGAAGCUUCCAUGCAGGAAGCACUCAUGAAGAGUGCAAUGGAGGAGGCGUGGUCCGACCGCACUCGGACUUUGUCCUACAGUGAACUCCCGGCGGAUCAGCGCGGCCCCCCCUACAAAGAAGUCAUGGAGAAUGUGGAAGCUGAUGACAUCGAGCGCAUGGCCGCGCGGAUCAAGGAGCACUCCCGCCUCCCGGAGGCAAUGAUCAACUAUGUGUCCCGGUUCCUGGCCUCCCUCCCCGACGGGACGCUGCCGCAAGAGUUGAAAUGGGCGCAGCAUUCAGGAUCGCAUUUCUCCGCCUCGAUCCUCGAACUGGAGCUUAAACCCGACAUCGCCGCGCCGGAGCAGCUCCAGAUCCCGGACCCCGUCCACUCGCAGAGUCUGACGGCCGCUCACGGCACGAAGUGGUCCUCGGCUCACGGCAUUUUGAGCCAAAAGAUCAUCCGCCCUCAAGCAGCUCAGACCGACCAGUACCCGCCAUACGGGUUCUUCGCCCGUGGCAGCUGCGAGCAGUACUCCUCGCACACGGCAAUGAAGGCCCUGGAAGGGGUUGCGAGGAAAGCAAAGGCCUCGGGAAGUGGCAUCGCAAUUUUGGUGUCCGCAAGGGCACACGCGGUCCAACUCUUGGAAGGAGGCGUGGGCAAGCUUCAUGCAGCUUGCAGAAGAGACUGGGCGGCGCGAUCCUCAUCGGACCAAAGUCUGUGCAUCAGGUCGGAGGGCGCGACCAUAAAGGCCGUGGCGUUCAUGUGGCCGCGGUAG
Molecule: messenger RNA, 1890 nt
Organism: Symbiodinium sp. CCMP2592
Lineage: Eukaryota; Dinophyceae; Suessiales; Symbiodiniaceae
Source: the annotation of a GenBank genome assembly